AUGGGUGGGACCACGAUCAAGAAGACCUGCAAGGUCCCCGACUUCCCCCCCCGCCAUGUCCCCAACUGGAUGCCCAAAGUGCUGGAGCAGCGCCGGCAGGGCCUGGAGCUUUACAUCCAGGGUGUCCUGUACCACAACGAGGAGUUGCCCCAGGACGUGCUGGACUUCCUGAAGGUGCGGCGCUGCCAGCAGGACCCCAAGGCCAGCAGACCCCCCGCCGGCCACCUGCCUUCCCAGCGGCCCGUCGUCAGCUUCUGCACUGACCCCUACGCACAGCCACUGGGCACCGACCUUCUCCCCGACACCGUCCUCAGCGGGGUGCUGCAGGGCCUCUACAUCCACCCGAGCUGCACCCCCAGCCAGGCAGUGCCCCAAGCCCCUGGCCUGCCGGGCUCCUGAGCACCCACCCAGCACCCAGGGCCACAGUGGCGAGCGGCCGGGCAGCGGUAAGGAUCCCUGUGGUAAAAAUAACUCCUCCCCACUGGGAUGGGGCAGGAAAACUGGGUGGGAGAAGCCAAGGGGUACGGUGGGAGCUACAGCUGCUCUGCGGGCCAGCGCUGCUCACCCACCACCAUCCAAAGUGCCUUCACUGGAAGAGCAGGAGCUCCGCCUUCUGCCCUGACCUUUUGGGGUUGCCAAGGAGCCUUUGGACCCUGAACCGUGCCAGAAAACCCCUCAGCAUCCGGGCUUUGGUGCAAUAAAUCACUUGGGCUUG
Molecule: messenger RNA, 715 nt
Organism: Aptenodytes forsteri (emperor penguin)
Lineage: Eukaryota; Metazoa; Chordata; Aves; Sphenisciformes; Spheniscidae
Gene: SNX22
Product: sorting nexin 22
Exons: 5
Coding region: 1-399 (132 amino acids)
Molecular function (GO): phosphatidylinositol phosphate binding
Source: RefSeq, a predicted model, not a curated record